AUGACGGAGGAAUGUGACAAAGAGACAAUGGUGUUGUGUGGUUGUCUGUGUGGAGUCUGUGUGGUGUUUGUAGUGGUGUCUGUGUGGUGUCUGUGUGGUGUCUGUGUGGUGUCUGUGUGGUGUCUGUGUGGUGUCUGUGUGGUGUCUGUGUGGUGUCUGUGUGGUGUCUGUGUGGUGUCUGUGUGGUGUCUGUGUGGUGUCUGUGUGGUGUCUGUGUGGUGUCUUGUUGGUGGUCUGUGUGGUGGUCUGUGUGGUGUCUGUGUGUGUCUGUGUGGUGGCUGUGUGGUGUCUGUGUGGUGUUUCUGUGUGGUGUCUGUGUGGUGUCUGUGUUGUGUCUGUGUGGUGUCUGUGUGGUGUCUGUGUGGUGUCUGUGUGGUGCUACACUACAGGCUACACUACAGGCUACACUACAGGCUACACUACAGGCUACACUACAGGCUACACUACAGGCUACACUACAGGCUACACUACAGGCUACACUACAGGCUACACUACAGGCUACACUACAGGCUACACUACAGGCUACACUACAGGCUACACUACGGGCUACACUACAGGCUACACUACAGGCUACACUACAGGCUACACUACAGGCUACACUACUACACUACAGGCUACACUACAGGCUACACUACAGGCUACACUACAGGCUACACUACAGGCUACACUACAGGCUACACUACAGGCUACACUACAGGCUACACUACGGGCUACACUACAGGCUACACUACAGGCUACACUACAGGUCACUACAGGCUACACUACAGGCUACACUACAGGCUACACUACGGGCUACACUACAGGCUACACUACAGGCUACACUACAGGCUACACUACAGGCUACACUACAGGCUACACUACAGGCUACACUACAGGCUACACUACAGGCUACACUACAGGCUACACUACAGGCUACACUACACUACACUACAGGCUACACUACAGGGCUACACUACAGGCUACACUACAGGCUACACUACAGGCUACACUACAGGCUACACUACAGGCUACACUACAGGCUACACUACAGGCUACACUACAGGCUACACUACAGGCUACACUACAGGCUACACUACAGGCUACACUACAGGCUACACUACAGGCUACACUACAGGCUACACUACAGGCUACACUACAGGCUACACUACAGGCUACACUACAGGCUACACUACAGGCUACACUACAGGCUACACUACAGGCUACACUACAGGCUACACUACAGGCUACACUACAGGCUACACUACAGGCUACACUACAGGCUACACUACAGGCUACACUACAGGCUACACUACAGGCUACACUACAGGCUACACUACAGGCUACACUACAGGCUACACUACAGGCUACACUACAGGCUACACUACAGGCUACACUACAGGCUACACUACAGGCUACACUACAGGCUACACUACAGGCUACACUACAGGCUACACUACAGGCUACACUACAGGCUACACUACAGGCUACACUACAGGCUACACUACAGGCUACACUACAGGCUACACUACAGGCUACACUACAGGCUACACUACAGGCUACACUACAGGCUACACUACAGGCUACACUACAGGCUACACUACAGGCUACACUACAGGCUACACUACAGGCUACACUACAGGCUACACUACAGGCUACACUACAGGCUACACUACAGGCUACACUACAGGCUACACUACAGGCUACACUACAGGCUACACUACAGGCUACACUACAGGCUACACUACAGGCUACACUACAGGCUACACUACAGGCUACACUACAGGCUACACUACAGGCUACACUACAGGCUACACUACAGGCUACACUACAGGCUACACUACAGGCUACACUACAGGCUACACUACAGGCUACACUACAGGCUACACUACAGGCUACACUACAGGCUACACUACAGGCUACACUACAGGCUACACUACAGGCUACACUACAGGCUACACUACAGGCUACACUACAGGCUACACUACAGGCUACACUCAGGCUACACUACAGGCUACACUACAGGCUACACUACAGGCUACACUACAGGCUACACUACAGGCUACACUACAGGCUACACUACAGGCUACACUACAGGCUACACUACAGGCUACACUACAGGCUACACUACAGGCUACACUACAGGCUACACUACAGGCUACACUACAGGCUACACUACAGGCUACACUACAGGCUACACUACAGGCUACACUACAGGCUACACUACAGGCUACACUACAGGCUACACUACAGGCUACACUACAGGCUACACUACAGGCUACACUACAGGCUACACUACAGGCUACACUACAGGCUACACUACAGGCUACACUACAGGCUACACUACAGGCUACACUACAGGCUACACUUCAGGCUACACUACAGGCUACACUACAGGCUACACUACAGGCUACACUACAGGCUACACUACAGGCUACACUACAGGCUACACUACAGGCUACACUACAGGCUACACUACAGGCUACACUACAGGCUACACUACAGGCUACACUACAGGCUACACUACAGGCUACACUACAGGCUACACUACAGGCUACACUACAGGCUACACUACAGGCUACACUACAGGCUACACUACAGGCUACACUACAGGCUACACUACAGGCUACACUACAGGCUACACUACAGGCUACACUACAGGCUACACUACAGGCUACACUACAGGCUACACUACAGGCUACACUACAGGCUACACUACAGGCUACACUACAGGCUACACUACAGGCUACACUUCAGGCUACACUACAGGCUACACUACAGGCUACACUACAGGCUACACUACAGGCUACACUACAGGCUACACUACAGGCUACACUACAGGCUACACUACAGGCUACACUACAGGCUACACUACAGGCUACACUACAGGCUACACUACAGGCUACACUACAGGCUACACUACAGGCUACACUACAGGCUACACUACAGGCUACACUACAGGCUACACUACAGGCUACACUACAGGCUACACUACAGGCUACACUACAGGCUACACUACAGGCUACACUACAGGCUACACUACAGGCUACACUACAGGCUACACUACAGGCUACACUACAGGCUACACUACAGGCUACACUACAGGCUACACUACAGGCUACACUACAGGCUACACUACAGGCUACACUACAGGCUACACUACAGGCUACACUACAGGCUACACUACAGGCUACACUACAGGCUACACUACAGGCUACACUACAGGCUACACUACAGGCUACACUACAGGCUACACUACAGGCUACACUACAGGCUACACUACAGGCUACACUACAGGCUACACUACAGGCUACACUACAGGCUACACUACAGGUACACUACAGGCUACACUACAGGCUACACUACAGGCUACACUACAGGCUACACUACAGGCUACACUACAGGCUACACUACAGGCUACACUACAGGCUACACUACAGGCUACACUACAGGCUACACUACAGGCUACACUACAGGCUACACUACAGGCUACACUACAGGCUACACUACAGGCUACACUACAGGCUACACUACAGGCUACACUACAGGCUACACUACAGGCUACACUACAGGCUACACUACAGGCUACACUACAGGCUACACUACAGGCUACACUACAGGCUACACUACAGGCUACACUACAGGCUACACUACAGGCUACACUACAGGCUACACUACAGGCUACACUACAGGCUACACUACAGGCUACACUACAGGCUACACUACAGGCUACACUACAGGCUACACUACAGGCUACACUACAGGCUACACUACAGGCUACACUACAGGCUACACUACAGGCUACACUACAGGCUACACUACAGGCUACACUACAGGCUACACUACAGGCUACACUACAGGCUACACUACAGGCUACACUACAGGCUACACUACAGGCUACACUACAGGCUACACUACAGGCUACACUACAGGCUACACUACAGGCUACACUACAGGCUACACUACAGGCUACACUACAGGCUACACUACAGGCUACACUACAGGCUACACUACAGGCUACACUACAGGCUACACUACAGGCUACACUACAGGCUACACUACAGGCUACACUACAGGCUACACUACAGGCUACACUACGGGCUACACUACAGGCUACACUACAGGCUACACUUCGGGCUACACUACAGGCUACACUACAGGCUACACCUACAGGCUACACUACAGGCUACACUACAGGCUACACUACAGGCUACACUACAGGCUACACUACAGGCUACACUACAGGCUACACUACAGGCUACACUACAGGCUACACUACAGGCUACACUACAGGCUACACUACAGGCUACACUACAGGCUACACUACAGGCUACACUACAGGCUACACUACAGGCUACACUUCAGGCUACACUACAGGCUACACUACAGGCUACACUACAGGCUACACUACAGGCUACACUACAGGCUACACUACAGGCUACACACUACAGGCUACACUACAGGCUACACUACAGGCUACACUACAGGCUACACUACAGGCUACACUACAGGCUACACUACAGGCUACACUACAGGCUACACUACAGGCUACACUACAGGCUACACUACAGGCUACACUACAGGCUACACUACAGGCUACACUACAGGCUACACUACAGGCUACACUACAGGCUACACUACAGGCUACACUACAGGCUACACUUCAGGCUACACUACAGGCUACACUACAGGCUACACUACAGGCUACACUUCAGGCUACACUACAGGCUACACUACAGGCUACACUACAGGCUACACUACAGGCUACACUACAGGCUACACUACAGGCUACACUUCAGGCUACACUACAGGCUACACUACAGGCUACACUACAGGCUACACUUCAGGCUACACUACAGGCUACACUACAGGCUACACUACAGGCUACACUACAGGCUACACUACAGGCUACACUACAGGCUACACUACAGGCUACACUACAGGCUACACUACAGGCUACACUACAGGCUACACUUCAGGCUACACUACAGGCUACACUACAGGCUACACUACAGGCUACACUACAGGCUACACUACAGGCUACACUACAGGCUACACUACAGGCUACACUACAGGCUACACUACAGGCUACACUACAGGCUACACUACAGGCUACACUACAGGCUACACUUCAGGCUACACUACAGGCUACACUACAGGCUACACUACAGGCUACACUACAGGCUACACUACAGGCUACACUACAGGCUACACUACAGGCUACACUACAGGCUACACUACAGGCUACACUACAGGCUAACUCGCUACACUACAGGCUACACUACAGGCUACACUACAGGCUACACUUCAGGCUACACUACAGGCUACACUACAGGCUACACUACAGGCUACACUACAGGCUACACUACAGGCUACACUACAGGCUACACUACAGGCUACACUACAGGCUACACUACAGGCUACACUACAGGCUACACUACAGGCUACACUACAGGCUACACUACAGGCUACACUACAGGCUACACUACAGGCUACACUACAGGCUACACUACAGGCUACACUACAGGCUACACUACAGGCUACACUACAGGCUACACUACAGGCUACACUACAGGCUACACUACAGGCUACACUACAGGCUACACUACAGGCUACACUACAGGCUACACUACAGGCUACACUACAGGCUACACUACAGGCUACACUACAGGCUACACUACAGGCUACACUACAGGCUACACUACAGGCUACACUACAGGCUACACUACAGGCUACACUACAGGCUACACUACAGGCUACACUACAGGCUACACUACAGGCUACACUACAGGCUACACUACAGGCUACACUACAGGCUACACUACAGGCUACACUACAGGCUACACUACAGGCUACACUACAGGCUACACUACAGGCUACACUACAGGCUACACUACAGGCUACACUACAGGCUACACUACAGGCUACACUACAGGCUACACUUCAGGCUACACUACAGGCUACACUACAGGCUACACUACAGGCUACACUACAGGCUACACUACAGGCUACACUACAGGCUACACUACAGGCUACACUACAGGCUACACUACAGGCUACACUACAGGCUACACUACAGGCUACUACGGCUACACUACAGGCUACACUACAGGCUACACUACAGGCUACACUACAGGCUACACUACAGGCUACACUACAGGCUACACUACAGGCUACACUACAGGCUACACUACAGGCUACACUACAGGCUACACUACAGGCUACACUACAGGCUACACUACAGGCUACACUACAGGCUACACUACAGGCUACACUACAGGCUACACUACAGGCUACACUACAGGCUACACUACAGGCUACACUACAGGCUACACUUCAGGCUACACUACAGGCUACACUACAGGCUACACUUCAGGCUACACUUCAGGCUACACUACAGGCUACACUACAGGCUACACUACAGGCUACACUACAGGCUACACUACAGGCUACACUACAGGCUACACUACAGGCUACACUACAGGCUACACUACAGGCUACACUACAGGCUACACUACAGGCUACACUACAGGCUACACUACAGGCUACACUUCGGACUACACUACAGGCUACACUACAGGCUACACUACAGGCUACACUACAGGCUACACUACAGGCUACACUACAGGCUACACUUCAGGCUACACUACAGGCUACACUUCAGGCUACACUACAGGCUACACUACAGGCUACACUACAGGCUACACUACGGGCUACACUACGGGCUACACUACAGGCUACACUUCGGACUACACUACAGGCUACACUACAGGCUACACUACAGGCUACACUACAGGCUACACUACAGGCUACACUACAGGCUACACUACAGGCUACACUACAGGCUACACUACAGGCUACACUACAGGCUACACUACAGACUACACUACAGGCUACACUACAGGCUACACUACAGGCUACACUACAGGCUACACUUCAGGUUACACUUCAGGCUACACUACAGGCUACACUACAGGCUACACUACAGGCUACACUACAGGCUACACUACAGGCUACACUACAGGCUACACUACAGGCUACACUACAGGCUACACUACAGGCUACACUACAGUCUACACUUCAGGCUACAUGUUUUAA
Messenger RNA from Knipowitschia caucasica, 7074 nucleotides. The record is from the annotation of a GenBank genome assembly. NCBI's taxonomy places the organism in Eukaryota, Metazoa, Chordata, Actinopteri, Gobiiformes, Gobiidae.